CUGCCUGUCUUGAGUUAUAUUUUGUGUGGAAUUAUUGCUUAAUAUCAAGAUGACGUAGUCCCACCAGGUAAUAAAAUUGUGUCAGGCUGAGCAAAGCUCAAUUUGAAGGCGAAACGCGACGAGGAAGAAAGCAAGUAAUAUUAUCUUGUGGAGUAAAAAUCAUCCAGGAUGGACCAGAACUAUCAAAACUUUGACCCAGCCUUUAUCCAAGGGGCUGUGUUUUACUCUAAUCAGGCUCCGUCGUAUGGGUACAUGUACACACCGUACCAGUACCAAGGCUACAGCGGGCUUCCGCCUCAAACAGGAGAAGUGAGUGCGCCCAUGACAUCAGACAGCUGUAUUCAUCCUGUGGGAAUGACAACAUCGCAGCAGCCCUCUAACCAGUAUGUCAUGCCAGUUGGUGGAAUCCCGGUUGAUGGAGUAUAUUGUGAAGAGGUGAAAGUGUCCCCAGUGAUGUAUGCAAGGAAUUCAUCUGAACAGUAUUCCCCAAGAGAAGAAGUUUCAUCACUGCAGGAACAUUUUAAGAAGUCAUCAGGAACACAGCAGAAAUACCCGAACCCACAAAGAUCAAAUCCUUUUCACCAAGGAAAUCAGCAGAACUACAGAGGAAAGGGGAACAAACGGAAACCUAGAUUAAAUAGUGGUGCAUCAUGGGAUAGGCGUAGAACCGAGAUAGAUGACAUUACAUGGAAGCAGUCACAAGAGUGUCAUUCACAGACCAACCCGUCAUGUGGGAGAAGGCAGUCUCGUGGUAAGGGAGGUAACUCUGGAUCCCAGAACAGACAACACGACCCGAGAAGUCGAUAUAGCAGGGAGGGUUACAAAUCAGAAACUGACGACAUCUGUAACCAUCAAGCCAGAGGAUCUGAAGGUAGAAUUAGACACAACCGUCAAUUAGAGGAUAGAAAUGAUAAUAGAGUCAGAGGUAGAGAUAAUUAUUCUCGAAACUCGUGGUCUAAUUCGGCCAACACCAGAGGUGCAAGAAAGCCUAGGGGCCAGGUUGGUGUUCAGAACAUCCAGGAGAACAAUAACCAGAGUUAUCAAAAUUUGACUGAUGAAGAAAAAGAGCAGCUCAGUGCAAAAGACAAAGCAAAAGACGGUGUCCAAAACAGCCAAGGCAGUCGGGAUCAUUUUUCUUUGGUUGACAAAGUCUCAGGGCUUAUUGGAUCACGGCCAAGAUCCCAUGGCUCCAGAAAGGAUGAACUUUCUCAGGAAGAUACCAAACAGUUGAGAUCCAUGGAUGAUGACAAUAAACCUCAUCUCCCUGCAGUUUCCAAGUCUUCAGCGAUGAAGAAACGAAGCACUCCUGUUGGGAGAGUGGAUGAGACACAGAGAGAGAGCUACAUUGAGCAGCUGCGGCAGGGCUCGUAUGAGUGUAUGGUUUGUUGUUGUAACAUUCGCUGUGAGGUGGCCAUCUGGAGCUGCUCCAACUGCUACCAUAUCUUCCAUUUGUACUGCAUCAAAAAAUGGGCUAGAAGUCCUGCUGCAUGCAUAGAAGGUGGGGAGGGCUGGCGAUGCCCCAGCUGUCAGAAUGUAACAGAGAAGGUCCCUAACCAGUAUAAGUGCUUCUGUGGUAAACGUCUAGAUCCAGCCUAUGACAGAUACGAGACUCCCCAUAGCUGUGGAGAAGUGUGUGGUCGUCAGAAGAAUGUGAACUGCCCUCAUCCCUGUAACAUUCUGUGUCACCCUGGUGCCUGUGCGCCAUGUGAAGCCACUGUGAAUAAGACGUGUGAAUGUGGAAAAACCAGACAGUAUAUUAAGUGCAUCAACGCGUCCAAUUUCCGGUGUAAGACAGUGUGUGGAGCAACGCUGAACUGUGGGAAGCACCAGUGUAAGGCCGUGUGUCAUAAGGGAGACUGUGACAGGUGCGACGAGACGUUCCAGCAAGCAUGUUUUGGGGGGGCACACCAAACGGACCAUCAUCUGUGGCACAGAGGAAAGCCUUUUUACCUCGUUCUCAUGUGGCCAGGUGUGCCACAGGCUUACUUUUUGGUUGCAUUCAUUCACGAUGAAGACAGCAAGAACUGCUGCGAUGAACUGGAAGGGCUUUGCCAUAUUGAAAUGACAGAAAUGUCACUUUUUACAACAACAACAAAGUUAUUGGACUGUGGACACCAUCAUUGUCAGAAGGAGUGUCACGACGGACCAUGUCAGCCAUGUCAGAGACAACCCUCGCUUCUUACACACUGUCCAUGCGGCAAAACAGAGUUAUCUACCUUGACUCAGGUUGUUCGCAAAUCCUGCCUGGAUUCAGUACCACUGUGUGAGGAAAAAUGCGGCAAACCACUGGAUUGUGGACCCCAAGACAAUCCUCACAUAUGUGAGAGAACGUGUCACGAAGGGCCUUGUGGCCCGUGUCAGGGGUCGUCGUUACGGCGAUGUCGUUGUGGACUGCUGGAGAAAGAGCUGCCAUGUACUGAGGCCAGCCAAUAUACAGCCAACAAUCCCUUGCUGUGUGAGAAGCGAUGCAACAAGAAAAGGAUGUGUGGCAAACACAAGUGUAACCAGUGCUGUUGUGUGCAAGAGGAGCACAUAUGUGAACUGGUCUGUGGAAGGAAACUCACCUGUGGGCUUCACAAGUGUGAGCACCUGUGUCACCGUGGUAACUGCUCACCUUGUCUACAAGCCAGUUUUGAUGAGCUGACUUGUCACUGUGGUGCAGCAGUGUUACACCCACCUGUAGCCUGUGGUACCCGUCCCCCAGAAUGUGUUCAGAUCUGUAGCAGAGUCCACGCCUGUCAGCAUCCAGUGACCCAUCGUUGUCAUAGCGAUGAGGCCUGCCCACCCUGUGCGGUGCUGACAGAGAAGAUGUGUAUGGGAGGACAUGAGGUGAGAAAGAACAUUCCUUGUUUCCGUCAGGACAUAUCUUGUGGGUUGCCAUGCCAACAAGCAUUACCAUGUGGACAGCACAGCUGUAAGAAAAUCUGCCACAAGGGACCGUGCUUGGAAGAAGGAGAAGCCUGUGUACAGUUGUGUAAUGUGGUGCGUCCUGAAUGUGGUCACCCAUGUGGAGCCCCGUGUCACAGUGGUUCCCCCUGCCCCAAAACAGCCUGUAGAGCUCAGAUUGUGAUCAAAUGUCGUUGUGAGAACAGAUCUGCUCGCGUAACCUGUUCCAGCGGAGGCCUUAACAACAUCACAGAUUUCCAAAGGAUGGCCACGUCCAACCUGGCCAGUUCACUGAGCAGCCUGCAGACUGGACAGAGUGUGGACAUUAGUGAGCUGGCAGCGGUCAAGAAGGGAGGACAGAGGAGACUGGAAUGUGAUAAAGAGUGUGCGCUCAUGGAGCGUAACAGGCGGGUGGCCCUUGCCCUGGAGAUCCGAAACCCAGACUUGUCGUCUAAACUCGGCAACCCAGCCUACUCCCAGUUCCUCAAGGACUUCGCCAAACAGAGCCCUCAGUUUGUGUCCAGUGUGGAGAAGAACCUGUCAGAGUUGGUCCAGUCAGCCAAACAGUCCAAGCAGCCAUUCCGUCGCCAUGGCUUUCCUCCCAUGAACAUGACCCAGCGACGGGUCAUCCAUGAGCUCGCAGAGUUCUACGGCUGUGAGACAGAGAGCUACGACCAAGAGCCCAAGAAAAACGUAGUCGCUACAGCCAGUAGGGAUCGCUGUUGGUUGCCCUCAGUGACACUGACCAGUUUGAUUCAGAGAGAGCUACAGCCCAAGGCUCCCAUGCCCAUCCCUCAUAAACAUAGCGAGACAGAGCUCAGGGAUGCCAUGCGGGAAAUGCGGCUCAGCACGGAUGUCUACGCAGCUCCCAAACGACCUGACCAAAACCCAGAGAGAAGCAAGCCUGUUGUGGAUUAUUUUGAUAUGACAGAUUAGUAUUUACUGGGUUGGUGAACGUCUCAUUGAGCAUAUGGAAGAGAUCAAAAGUCCCAACCUGUCAUAAACGGGAAAUGCCCAGCCCAGCCCAGCCCAUCCUGGACUUGUGGAUCAACAAACCAUAGUUACAAGGCCAUCUGUCUGUUCUUUAACGGAGGCUCUGUCUCUACUUUGCACUCUGUAAUCUACUUCAGAAGAAGUGUUUGGAGAUCUUUCCGUAGCUCUGUAGGGUCUGAACCGUCGUCCCUAGACACUGACUUCUUGAGAAUUUUUUGUUAUGAAUUUUCGUAAUUUUGGUGAGAUAUUAACAUGCCCUAUAGGAUUCUGUUUUUCAUGUUGGUUUUGUUUUGUUGUUUUUUUUUAGGAUGUAGAAAGUUUUUUCACUAGCUGUCCAACACUUGAUUACAUACUGACGAUGGUUGCAGCAUGUAUGCCCUUCACCUCAGAAUUCCUGAAUAAUGAAAUCAUAUCCUAGGAAAAGGCUGUGUUUCAAGGAAAAAAAAAUACA
Messenger RNA from Liolophura sinensis, 4330 nucleotides. Its product is annotated as transcriptional repressor NF-X1-like. Lineage: Eukaryota; Metazoa; Mollusca; Polyplacophora; Chitonida; Chitonidae. The transcript has 24 exons. Gene Ontology annotation, cellular component: nucleus. The record is from RefSeq and is a predicted model, not a curated record. Gene Ontology annotation, biological process: negative regulation of transcription by RNA polymerase II. Gene Ontology annotation, molecular function: DNA-binding transcription factor activity, RNA polymerase II-specific; RNA polymerase II transcription regulatory region sequence-specific DNA binding; zinc ion binding. The coding region runs from base 169 to 3822 and encodes 1217 amino acids.